Molecule: messenger RNA, 380 nt
Organism: Dermacentor silvarum
Lineage: Eukaryota; Metazoa; Arthropoda; Arachnida; Ixodida; Ixodidae
Product: histone H2A
Exons: 1
Coding region: 1-375 (124 amino acids)
Cellular component (GO): nucleosome
Molecular function (GO): structural constituent of chromatin; protein heterodimerization activity; DNA binding
Source: RefSeq, a predicted model, not a curated record
AUGUCCGGACGUGGCAAAGGAGGCAAGGCAAAGGGCAAGAGCAAGACCCGUUCCAGCCGUGCGGGUCUCCAGUUCCCCGUGGGCCGUAUCCACCGUCUCCUGCGCAAGGGAAACUACGCUGAGCGCGUCGGAGCGGGCGCUCCCGUCUACCUCGCGGCCGUCCUCGAGUACCUGGCUGCCGAAGUGCUCGAGCUCGCCGGCAACGCGGCUCGCGACAACAAGAAGACCAGGAUCAUCCCCCGCCACCUGCAGCUGGCCAUCCGCAACGACGAGGAGCUGAACAAGCUGCUCUCCGGCGUUACCAUCGCGCAGGGCGGCGUGUUGCCCAACAUCCAAGCCGUGCUUCUGCCCAAGAAGACCGAGAAGAAGGCGUAAGCGAG